AUGAAUGCGACCCGGAAACGACAGAAAGUCUCUUCAGCCUGUCAAAGGUGCCGCGAACGAAAACUCGGUUGCGACGCAGACAGACCGUGUCAAUUAUGUACUCGUGCAGGCGCUGAGUGUGUUCCUCGAAAUGGCGGGAGGAUAGAUACAGCAAAACCGCCUGAAAGAGAUAGCGAUUAUUCUAGGGAUGAUCAAACUAAUCGCCUUGGCUCCGAAGAUACAGUCAUCGCCUCGGAGUCAAACAUUGUAAACUUAAGUACCAUGAUGUUUGUCGAAACUGCCUCGAACCAGCAUCUGGUACAUGACACAUCUGCUUUGCCUGGUGGCACUAAGCCAAUGAAUUGCGCUCUCCCGAUUGCCGGAAGCUGGCGAGAUUUGAUAGGAAUAGAGCUGCCUGCAGAUGACGUACUAGACGACUGUGUCAAAAGCUUUUUUCUCUCCGUUGAUUGGUUCAUGAUGGUAAGGAUUAUAGAGCUGUUAUACGUCUUUCACGAGGAAUCGUUCAAACGCAGAUAUGAAGAGUUUCUCCAUCAACAGCGAGCAUACCAUGACAGCGACUUCCUUUGGAUAUGCAUGUUAGUAAUAGCACUUGGAGCUCACUACUUGGCAUUAGAGCCACCAUCAAACCAAAACGCCGUCAACUAUCGGCAGCUUUCCGAAACCCUUUUAUCGAAUAUCGAAUCCCAUUUCCUACAAAUAAUCAGCAGUUCUACAUUGGAGACAGUCCAAAUAUGCAUCUUACUUGGCAGCUUUCUUCUGUUCAACGGCCGGCCCAACGCAGGAUUAGGCAUCUCGGGCAGCGGCGUUAAAAUUGCUCAAGUUAUUGGGUUACAUCGCGAAAGCCUAUGGAGAGAAAGGUCUCAAGCUAAGCGAGAAGAGAAGCGGCGUGCUUGGUGGGCAUUGGAAGUAUUCGAUAAAUACGCAGCUAUUGUCUUUGGUCGGCCAUGCAUUAUCGACGACUCUGAUUGCGACGUCGGCAUGGUGUCUGAUAUCCAGUUAGGCCGACAAAUAAAUUUAGAGAGUUCUCUUCUAGUGUAUCACCAAUGGAAAUUUCGACUUUACAGAAUAUUGGGGCCAUUCCUUGGACGAAGAAGGCAACAAAACCGAGUUAAAACUGUCCAUACAAUUCAUCAACAGCUACUCCAGUGGCGAAGGGAGCUGCCCGAAAGUCUUCGAUUGGAAAACUAUGAUCAAGAUUCAGAACACAUAUCUCUACUCCAAAUGCAGGCACUGAACCUCCAAAUUACGUACAAUAAUUUGCAAAUCAUUUUUCAUCGUACUACGGCCUUUCAGUACAAUGACGAGGAAUGCAAAUUUAGAUCAGCCGAUACAAGAAACAACGCCUCUCUUCAACAGCUCCUCGAAUCUGCUCUGGAUAUAUCCGAGCUGUAUAAAUAUUCGUCUACCAUGCAUGCUUCUAGACGGACACAUGCUGAUAUGCACAUUGGAAUAACCCUUUUCACUGCUGGGGUGGUACUGUGUGCUAUAUGCCUCUCGCAGCCAAUGACUACAAUGAGCUCUAGGGCAAAAACAGGGGUUAUGCAUAUUAUCCGCAUGUGCCGUAACGGUUCCUCCUCGAAUCAGCACCUGGUUUCAACACAAAGUCUCUCCAUUUUGGACAGCCUUGUAACUGUUGUAUUACGCGGGGCGGCAAUUUCGCAAUACAAUCCUACUAACAGUGAGAGCAUACUGCAACCAAUUCGGGAAGAUUCGGACCUCUUAGAUGCAAGCCAGUUAUGGCUGUGGGCGGAUAACCUAAAUUAUGAAUCCUUUAAUGAGAUUCAAAAUAAUUAA
Trichoderma virens Gv29-8 is the source of this 1794-nucleotide messenger RNA. RefSeq lists its product as uncharacterized. Gene Ontology annotation, biological process: DNA-templated transcription; regulation of DNA-templated transcription. The transcript is spliced from 7 exons. Bases 1 to 1794 code for a protein of 597 amino acids. Lineage: Eukaryota; Fungi; Ascomycota; Sordariomycetes; Hypocreales; Hypocreaceae. The record is from RefSeq and is a predicted model, not a curated record. Gene Ontology annotation, molecular function: DNA binding; DNA-binding transcription factor activity, RNA polymerase II-specific; zinc ion binding.